CCUCUUGGAUUAUAAAUUCAGCAUGGUUGCUUCCUCAAGGUCCUCUCCAAACUCAGAAAGACUCUGUAACUGAGAAGAGUGGGCCGGUCACUGCUGCAAUAAUCAUGGCACCAGGAGCAAAGAAGGGGAUUUUGGAGCGUCUGGAUGCAGGAGAGAUCGUUAUCGGGGACGGAGGCUUUGUCUUUGCCCUUGAGAAGAGAGGUUACGUGAAAGCAGGACCCUGGACACCUGAGGCUGCAGCCGAGUACCCUGAAGCAGUGCGGCAGCUGCACAGGGAGUUCCUGAGAGCAGGCGCCGAUGUUAUGCAGACAUUCACUUUCUACGCAAGCGAUGAUAAACUGGACAACAGAGGUCUCACUCAGCGCUACACUGGGCAGCAGAUAAAUGAAGCAGCUUGUGACCUGGCCAGGGAGGUGGCCAAUGAGGGUGAUGCUCUGGUGGCAGGAGGAGUAUCUCAGACUCCCUCUUACCUCAGCUGCAAGAGCGAGAAUGACGUCAAGGCCAUCUUUAAGAAACAGACUGAUGUCUUUGUCAAGAAAAAUGUGGACUUCUUGAUUGCAGAGUACUUUGAGCAUGUGGAAGAGGCUGAGUGGGCUGUCCAGGUUUUGAAGACCACCGGAGAGCCUGUGGCUGCCACUCUGUGUAUUGGACCUGAGGGAGACCUGAACGGAGUCAGCCCUGGAGACUGUGCCGUCAAACUUGUCAGAGCUGGAGCUCAGAUUGUGGGCGUCAACUGCCACUUUGACCCAGAGACCUGUGUAAAAACUGUGAGGAUGAUGAAGGAGGGAGUGGAGAGAGCCGGGCUGAGAGCUCACUACAUGAGCCAACCACUGGCUUACCACACUCCUGACUGCAACCGCCAGGGUUUCAUUGAUCUGCCAGAGUUCCCCUUCAGUCUGGAGCCGAGAAUCCUGACCAGAUGGGACAUGCAGAAAUAUGCCCGGGAAGCCUACAAUGUUGGUAUCCGUUACAUCGGAGGCUGCUGCGGAUUUGAACCCUAUCACACCCGUGCCCUGGCUGAGGAGCUGGCAACUGAGAGGGGUUUCCUGCCUGCUGGCUCUGAGAAGCAUGGCAACUGGGGCAGUGGUCUGGAGAUGCACACCAAGCCUUGGGUCAGAGCGAGGGCCCGUCGUGACUACUGGGAGAAGCUGAAGCCUGCCUCUGGCCGUCCCUUCUGCCCUGCGAUGGCCAAACCCGAUGGCUGGGGUGUCACCAAAGGCCACGCUGACCUGAUGCAGCAGAAGGAGGCCACCUCCCAGGAGCAGCUGAGGGCUCUCUUCGACAAGGCCAACAAAUGCUAUUGAGCCAAAUUACCAGCAAGAUUAACCUUGGAGUCGGGAGCAUAUCAAUGUUUCCAGGGUUCUAUGUUUCCCACUUAACCCUGCAAAAAAGCUUCUAUGUUCCCCUCUUACACAAAAAAGGUCCUAUGUUUCCCGGGUUCUAUGUUGCCUGC
Messenger RNA from Epinephelus moara (kelp grouper), 1453 nucleotides. RefSeq names its product betaine--homocysteine S-methyltransferase 1-like. The transcript is spliced from 8 exons. Lineage: Eukaryota; Metazoa; Chordata; Actinopteri; Perciformes; Serranidae. Gene Ontology annotation, molecular function: zinc ion binding; betaine-homocysteine S-methyltransferase activity. Bases 105 to 1304 code for a protein of 399 amino acids. The record is from RefSeq and is a predicted model, not a curated record.